GGCUGAGGUUGCUCCUUCCUUCGACUCGAAGUCGCCGCCGCAGAAGCUGCUCCCGAAUCGGCUUGGACGCUCACUCGCUCGUGUGGACUACUCAGGAAAAAGAUGAAUCCCUCGAUCACCGACCCCGUGGCCUUCGCCAAGGACUUCAUCGCUGGCGGUGUGUCCGCUGCCAUCUCUAAGACGGCCGUCGCUCCCAUCGAGCGAGUAAAGCUGCUUCUCCAGGUGCAGCAUGUGUCCAAGCAGAUUUCUGCCGACAAGCAGUACAAGGGCAUCGUUGACUGCUUCGUCCGCAUCCCCAAGGAGCAAGGUUUCUCCAGCUUCUGGCGUGGCAACUUGGCCAAUGUGAUCAGGUACUUCCCCACGCAGGCCCUCAACUUCGCCUUCAAGGACAAGUACAAGCAGGUCUUCCUUGGCGGUGUUGACAAGAGGACCCAGUUCUGGCGCUACUUCGCCGGCAACUUGGCCUCUGGUGGUGCUGCUGGAGCCACUUCCCUCUGCUUCGUCUACCCUCUUGACUUCGCCCGUACCAGGUUAGCCGCUGACGUCGGCAAGGGCGGAGCCCGCGAGUUCACCGGUCUCGGCAACUGCAUCUCUAAGGUCUUCAAGUCUGAUGGCCUCGCCGGCCUCUACAGAGGAUUCGGUGUAUCCGUCCAGGGUAUCAUCAUCUACCGUGCUUCCUACUUCGGCUUCUUCGACACAGCCAAGGGCAUGCUGCCUGACCCCAAGAACACUCCUCUCGUCAUCUCCUGGGCCAUUGCACAGACUGUGACCACCGUGGCCGGUAUCAUCUCUUAUCCCUUCGACACCGUGCGUAGGCGUAUGAUGAUGCAGUCCGGUCGCGCCAAGGCCGACAUUCUGUACAAGAACACCCUGCACUGCUGGGCCACCAUCUACAAGAAGGAGGGUGGCAAAGCCUUCUUCAAGGGCGCCUUCUCCAACGUCCUCCGAGGAACCGGUGGUGCCUUCGUGCUUGUCCUCUACGACGAGAUCAAGGCCCUCCUGUAAACACCCUCGCCCACAAACAACAACAGCAACCUCGAGCGAGUCGGCGCCGACGGACUUGGGUGUACGUCCAGCGGCGCCGACGCGCCCGCCGCGCCUUAUUCGUAGUGACACGAGAGAAAGAGAGCAGAAAGCCAAAAAGCAGCCGGCCGGCCGGCAACUCUUAUUCUACUUCUUCUUCACGGGCCAACAUUUGUAGCCAAAAUAUUUUUUUUUCAAUUUUUUUCUCGUCCGCCGAGGACCAACAACCAA
Messenger RNA from Cloeon dipterum, 1254 nucleotides. RefSeq names its product ADP,ATP carrier protein-like. Gene Ontology annotation, cellular component: mitochondrial inner membrane. Gene Ontology annotation, biological process: negative regulation of mitochondrial outer membrane permeabilization involved in apoptotic signaling pathway; mitochondrial ADP transmembrane transport; mitochondrial ATP transmembrane transport. Gene Ontology annotation, molecular function: ATP:ADP antiporter activity. The record is from RefSeq and is a predicted model, not a curated record. Bases 103 to 1005 code for a protein of 300 amino acids. The transcript is spliced from 5 exons. NCBI's taxonomy places the organism in Eukaryota, Metazoa, Arthropoda, Insecta, Ephemeroptera, Baetidae.